UGUAUAUUACCUGCCUUCUUUCUCCCUUGUUUAAUUGAAAUAAUGAAAUUGUUUAGUCUUAUAAAAUAGUUCUGUCAUUUUUUUAUUUCCUUCAUUUAUGAAAUUUCAGGUGGCACUGAAAUGUUACUAACCCAAGACAUAUAAAUUCUGUUCCUUGAUUCGCUCCUAAUCAGAAGAGUCUCUGGUUCCAUUAUGGCCACCUCAAGACAUUCUGAGGUACAUAGCACCAGAAAGAAAAAUGAAGGCAAGACAGCUCUUUCAUCUGAACGUCCAGUAGACAUCGGUGACUGGAACAGCGAACAUGUGAGACAAUGGAUGCUCGAGAUACAAAUGGAUAAAGAAUAUGCAGACAUGUUGUACAAUCAGGGACUGAAUGGAGCUGGUCUUCUCCACUUGAAGGAGGCUAAUCGUUUAAUGCAAAACCUACCAUCAAAUGCAAAAGAAUUGAUUUUUCAAAACAUAGACAGUUUGAAAGAAACGACUCAAGAGCUGAAUGACAUGGUGGCUCAGUCUUGUAGCUUGAAGCCUUACCCUUUCAAUAGAUAUGAUGCUACUUACAGGUACACAGAAAACUGCAUUCUAGAUGUAACUGAAACUGGUCCUAAAGACCUCAUACAACCAUGCCAUGAAUUCAAAGCCUUGACCAACACAAAAGAAGGAAAGUAUAGAAUGGAGAAAUACAUCCUUGAAGUAAUUCCAUUUGCAGCAGCUUGUAUGAAUAGUCGCACAAAUGGCACCAUUCAUUUCGGAGUGGGAGACAAACCACAUGGACAAAUUCUGGGUGUUAGCGUCCCGAAAACAGAUGAUUUUGAUGUAAAGCAGAAACAAGCAAUUGAAAGACAGUUUGAAAAAGAAAAAGUUCAAAUAGCAAAAAGGUGUAUAAAACCCCCUCGAUUUGUUGAAGUUCUCAAAGCUGACAUGACAUUCUCAGGAAAAUAUGUUAUUGAGGUAGACAUUGAGCCGUCCUCCAUUGUCUGUCAAGACGUAUAUUUUAAGACUACUGAUGUGAAAAAGAAAAAAGAUGGCCAGUCUUUUUUUAUAAGAGACGGCAGCAGCAGCAAGCUGGAGGACUAUGACAAAUAUAUUGCUAACAAUCCACGGUUGUCCCAGGAGAGGAAGGAUGCUGAAGAAAAGCAUCUCUCGGUUGUCAAAAUCCAUGCACAUGGCUCUGCGUUGUGUGAGAUGAUAACAGGAGGGACACAUUCUAUGAACAGGUCACGUUUUACGUCGUACAUUGUGGUGGCUAACAAGUCUCAUCCUGUUCAGCUGAAAAACCUGAAGUUCCUUCUUGGUAUGAAUCUAAUGGCCGUUUUGGAUUUUGAUCCACAAUCCGCUGAGAAUGGCUUGAAUAAGCUACUCAAAGAGGAAAAAAUGUUCAAUGAUCAUUUACCUGCUCAGUAUAAAGAUACAGGUGCAGUUGAAGACAUCGCAAGCAGCUUAGAGCUGACUAAAAAGACAAGCUGGGUUUUCUGUAAUGGAGGCAUUAACGGGGAAACUCCCUCAGGUGCUGAUAAUUGGUUGACUGAGAAAGGAUCCUCGGUGCGUGAUGUAGUUUCUUUCCUGUGCCAAAAAGUGCUGCCUCGCAAGAAACUUCUUGUCAUUUUCUUGCUAUUUAGUCAGGUGAGCAAAGCCAGCGACCCUUUGCUUCAGACCUUCAGUAUGUUUCUACAGGAGCUUAUGGGACAAAACCAAAUCUUGUGCAUCAGUGACAAUGAAACGUCGCACACCUACUGGAUUGAUCUCAUCAAGCAGCAACAUGCAUGUGACACGUCGAAAUGCAUUUAUGAGCUAAGUUUUGCUGAAAUCAAUGGCACCAUCCUCAGUCUGUGGUCAGAGAUUGACAAAUUAAUACGGUUUCUGCCUUGUAGUGGUGGCAGUAAGGUUGUGCUAUCAAAGAAAACCGAGGAAUCCUUACAUAUGCUCAGUAUUCUUUGUGUGAACCAAUGUGAUGGAGGACAUCAAUGUCAGGCAUUUAUGUCAGGAAUCCAAUGUGUCUCUGUUUGGUUGCAGUGAAACAUGGUUGGAUGACUCAAUAUUGGACGCAGAAAUAUAUAUAGCAAAUUAUUGUUUGUUAAGAAGCGAUAGGAAUCGCAAGGGUGGUGGAGUAUGUGCAUAUAUUAGAUCAGAUGUCAUGUUUAAGGAGAGAAAAGACUUGGAUAGUGCUGCUAUUGAAGCUGUUUGGCUGGAUAUUUUUUUACCUAAGAGUAAACCGAUUUUAGUAGGUAUUUGCUAUCGUCCACCUGAUCAAAAUGAUUUUUAUGAGAGACUUGAUGAGAUUUUAAGUGCUUCUAAUUUUAAUAUUGGUCAAGAGUUAAUAAUCAUAGGGGAUUUAAAUACGGAUAUGCAAAAACAUGAUACUUCAAUAUACAAACAUUUUAAUUUAUUUUGUGAAUCAUAUGUGUUGAAACAGAUUAUUGUGGAUCCUACUAGAAUUACGCCUAAAACUGAAACCGUCAUUGACAUUAUUGGUAUUGGUAUCUGACAAUUGUAAGAUUUGUAGAAGUGGUGUUUUGGAUGCUGGUAUUAGUGAUCAUUGUAUAGUAUAUGUAAUCAGGAAAUCUAAGAGAGAUGUCAUAAAGCAACAUAAUACAGUAAAAUUGAGAUCUCUUAAAAAAUACAGUCCACAAGACUUUAUGGAAGAACUUAAUAAGGUUGAUUGGACUGGAGUGUUACUAUGUGAGGAUGUGGAUAUGGCCUGGGAUAGGUUCAAGAUUAUUUUUUUAGAGGUUUUGAGCAAGGUUGCACCUUAUAAGGAAAUAAGAAUUAAGCAAAGGACUGAACCUUGGAUGAAGGAUAGUAUUUUAAAGGUAAUUAAGGAGCGUAAUGAUAGUUUUAAGGUUUUUAAAAGGGAUAGAAAUAAUGAUAACUUUGAGGCAUUUCAACGUAAAAGGAAUGAGGCAAGAGAUAAGGUAAAAGAGGCUAAGAAAACCUUUUUUAAGGAUAAGAUUAGUGAAUUAAAACAAGAUUCUAAAAAAUUAUGGAGAGUAUUAAAUGAAUUCGGGUAUCAGGUAAAGACUAAGAUAAAAUGUUCUAAAUUAGC
Molecule: messenger RNA, 3040 nt
Organism: Onychostoma macrolepis
Lineage: Eukaryota; Metazoa; Chordata; Actinopteri; Cypriniformes; Cyprinidae
Product: sterile alpha motif domain-containing protein 9-like
Exons: 3
Coding region: 193-2013 (606 amino acids)
Cellular component (GO): cytoplasm
Source: RefSeq, a predicted model, not a curated record